This is a messenger RNA of Brassica rapa (field mustard), 2329 nucleotides long. Its product is annotated as monothiol glutaredoxin-S1. Lineage: Eukaryota; Viridiplantae; Streptophyta; Magnoliopsida; Brassicales; Brassicaceae. The record is from RefSeq and is a predicted model, not a curated record.
UUUCUUUUUUUCAUUUUUUUAUUUUUAUUUAUUUAUUUUUAUUUAUUUUUGUUUGGUUAUUUAAUUUUAAACCAAUAGUAUUCGAGAUAUUUUACUCUUUAAUGAAUGUCAUUUUUGUGACUUUCUCUUUCUAGUGUCAUUUUUGAGACAUAAACUUCAAAAGAUGCUAUUAUUGACAAUUGCCCUUAUUGUUUUGUAUAAAUAUGAUUAUUGUUUGUAUAAAUAUCGAUCAGCAAGCUAAUUAAAAUUGUUAUCAAUUUUUUUUUAGAAAACUGCGGUUUGGUGUGAUGUUUGUUCUGCAAUAUAUUUCAAGCAACAUCUAUAACUUGCUAAUUUACAUUAAAUCUCCCACAAAAUAAUAGUGUAUCCUAUAGUUUUCUGCAUAAAUUUAUAUACUAAGAAUAUAUGAUAGAGCUUCAACGAUAAAACUCAUUUACCCCCAACAAAACAUGAUUGGCUAUGUUAACAUUUAUGUGUGACCCUCACAUAAGAACCAGCGCGGCCCUUCGAAAUUCUAUGGAGCCAAUUUACAUUAUAUACCGCAAGGAUCUUGAAAUAUAUAUAUACGAUCAUGAACACGGAAAACAACUUUGUUUUUUUCACGCAUGCAAAAGCAUUCAAAGAAGAAUAAACGUGUAAAUUCUUUCAAUGUGUGUGUGUGAUACGUCAUACGUGGCUUAUCUUGUUCUCGCCUUGGUGGAAUAUUAAACAGCGUUCAAAUACCUUUUCAUUUCUCCGCAUAUACUCAUAAUUUCCUUGGAUAUUAUUUCAUAAAUAUUUUAGUAUUGGAAAAAAGUAUAAAUAGAAAGACAUUUCAGAAAAUCUAAGAGACAAAGAAAAGCAAGUCGGGUUCAUGUCUAAUCACUUCUUCAUAUCGAAUAUGUUCUUGGUAAUAUACGCCUUCUAUCUCUGUUGUUUGUAUUAUCUAAUGAUAGUCUAUGUCUUAGGGCUGAAUGCUUUCAGUUUCUUUUUUGGCAUAGCUAUUGAUAAAUUAAAUGUUCAUUAUUAGAAUCAUUCUUAUCAUUUAUGCCUGAAACCAUUAGACUAAUAAGCACAUAAUGACAUGAACGUCCAUAAUUAAGUAUCAAGUAAUCAUAUACUAUUAUGCGAUUGUUUGGAGAGUAUAUAUAUUUGAUCAGUUCUCUUUUCUUGUCGAUCGAAUAAUCCGAACGUAGAGAGGCAGCAUCUUCCACAGCUUGUACUACUUAAACGAAAAUAUGGCUCUUUCGUGGUCUUGAUAGUAUAAUUCCAUUUACAAUGUAUUUAGAUUCUUUCUUCCAAUAAUUAAUUAAUUUGAACUUCUUGAGAAUCGAAAACGAGAUAAAAUAUUUUGUUGAUUGUGGUUCUUUCUUCAACCUUUUUCUCUCGUUAUGUCAUUUCAAUCAUGUAUAGUAUAAGGGGCUCCCGGUAUAAUUCCGGAAGCAAAAAUCCUCUAUAUAUACUCUAAUGACUUCCCUUGGACCAGAAUCAAACCAAACUCACCAUCACUUGCACCAAUACACUUACACGCACACAAACGUUUUCAGACAAAUAAUAUCAAUGGAGAAGAUAUCAAAAUUGCUAGAAGACAAGCCAGUGGUGAUAUUCAGCAUGACUUCAUGUUGUAUGAGCCAUACGAUCAAGUCGCUUAUAUCUGGCUACGGUGCGAAUCCAACGGUAUACGAACUAGAUGAGAUGUCUAAUGGAUCGGAGAUUGAACGAGCACUGGUCGAGCUUGGAUGCAACCCGACCGUGCCUGCUGUCUUCAUAGGGCAACAGCUCAUAGGUGGUGCAAAUCAGCUUAUGUCUCUUCAAGUAAGGAACCAACUAGGUUCGGUGCUCAGAAGAGCCGGAGCUAUAUGGAUUUAAGAGGCGCCUUAAUCGCAAUUAAGCGCGUAAUGUUUUUACUUAUAUAUUUCUAGUAUAGAAUAUGAUCAGUGUUUGAAACAUACUAUAUCUAGUGUUAAAAUAAAAAGAUUAUUGUCGUUUUUUCUAAAAAAAUACAUAAAAUGAAAAAUAAUUCGAUUCAAUUCGCUUGUGUAAUGCAAUAGCAAUUGUUAAGAAAUAAAAUCGUCUUUAAGUUUCAAAAAAAAAAAGAAAAGAUCGUCUUUGCAUAGUAAGUACUUACCUGGAAACAUAUAACUGGAAGAAAGAAUCUAAAUACAUUAUUGAAAAGUUGAUACAAGUCAAUAGCAUUGACCAAAAAAAAUAUAGUUAUUUUUGGGUAAAAUAUAUUUUUAACGCCGUCAGCAAAAUACUAAACCUUAAACCAUUGGAUAAUCCAUAAAACUUGGAUAAAUCCUAAACCCUAAAUCAAAAACAAUAAACAUUAAAUCUUGAAAACACUUAA